AUGGUUUUAGCAGAAUCCCUAACGUUAAGUGAAAAUCCUUGUAUUGAGCUAUUUGAGCAAGUCCAGGGAGGUGACAACACACAUUUUCAGGUAUGGGUUUGGGGGUCGGGAGCAUGUCUGGCCCUGGGGUCGUCCGAUGCGACCAUGCUCAGGCCUCGUCCCAUCGAGGAGCUGGCAGGACUGAGGAUUGUCGACAUCUCUGCAGGAGAUUCGCACGCUCUUGCACUCACCCAUGAAGGCGAGGUCUAUGCCUGGGGAUCAAACACAAUGGGUCAGUGUGGCCAGGGACACACAGUAUCACCCAUUACGAGACCAAAGAAAGUUAUGGGGCUAGAUGUUGCUGUGCAUCAGAUCAGUGCAGGAACCACACAUUCUAUGGCCUGGACAGCCAUACCAACUGAUCGACGAGUGGUAUCCUGGCACCGGCCAUUCUGCGUUGACCUGCAGGAAGGAACGUUUUCUCUGCUACGUACAUUCAUUGAGCUUUACUGCUGCUUUGACGAUACUGAACAGCCUGUAAAACCUUUUGCUUCUGUCAGACAUUUUCUAGGAUCGGAGGCAGCACCCCUUCGGCAGUUGCUCUUCAGACUAGUAGAUGCGAAGUUACCCCGGGCAAUAGAGGCAGGCGUGUGUGAAGGACUUAGCUCGCCACUCCUCCUGCCGCCUUUAGCCUCUCGUAUGAGCCUCCUCUACAAUCUCCUCCCGAAGUCACCGGAAGACUGGGGGCAGCUCUCGCGUGGCCAGCGUCUGCAACUUGGAAUUCUGGUAGUGAGUCUCGAGGACCACAGCCAUGUAGCUGCUCUGCUGGGUUAUGGGUCCCCUGAGGAUGCCCCUUCUAUGCAACACGGCUCAUCUACUACACUGCCUCAAGACCUCAUGCACACACUGUUGGCAAAUCUGAGAUUCCAUGCAGAACACCAGUUAAAUCAAAUUCUUGAAGAAGAAAAGCCAGCCAAAAGUGGGCUCCUGAAAGACACCCGUCACAUUUGCCAACCGGCGACCCAGCAAGCCAGCUAUGAUGUGGAAGUGAAGGGACCACAAGUCACCUCGGUGCAAGAGCCUCAGGCUGCGUGUCAAGAGAGCUCACCAGGAAUGCAGCAAGGACAACAAAAACUACCAACCAUUGCCAUUCAGGAUUAUGGCAAAGACAAAGUAGGGCCCAGCAGCUACGAAACAAGACACCAGUAUAUAGACUCGCAGCUUGGGGGUACUCAUCCUCAACAUCUGCUUCGCCUGUUAUCCACGCUUCACUCACACCUCCUGGCUUACUGUACUCACCAUCAGUUUGAAGAGAAGUCAGCGAGCAUGCAUCUCUUAUAUGAUCAUCUGAGUGAGCUCUUGGAGGUGUGUGGUGAACUGCUAAAACAGACGUCCAAGCUGUUGGCCUCACAUCCUGGACUCGCUCAUCUCAUUCACGAUGUUGUCUACCGGAGUGUGUGUGGCUGGGUCAUGGCCCACAUUGUGUAUGCACUUCUGCUUUUCCCGGCCAGGCUGGUUCGGCCUCUGCUUGGCCCCCUGAGAGCCAUUCUCCCCAUUCUGGACUCGACAAAUCGCACCAUAGCCUCUGUCACUUCUUUUACUGACCAAGAAGAUGUGACCUCAGAAGUUGACACACCCACUCCUGAUACAGUUAAGAGUGUUGGUGGUGGGGUUGUUGGUCGUCAGUGGGCCUGGCUGUUGGACGUAGAACGAGCCUGUGGACUUGUGGUUGGCCGCUGCUUGGAAGGGAUGCUUCUCGGGCCACCUUUGACACCAAAUGAAGUCCGUUGUAAACCUUGGCUCUCCACACAGCUCUUCUGCAGUGGUCUUGCUGUGGAAAAUUUAUGUCCAGACAAAGUUACCCGAACCAUCAAUUACGUCUUAAGUAUUGUUGAGUGUGGAAAACAACUUGUGAUUGAAGCUCUGCAGAAUAUGACAGCAGCCUUCCCGCAACUUGCAACAGUUCUUGAGUCAGAGAGCCAAAUGAUGCUCUGGAUGGAGGAAAUGGCAUGUGGCGAGGACUGGGAUACGUGUGAGGUUAAGGAUGACCCACUCCUGGAUACGUCAACACACCUUCUGCUCUCUACCUUUCUGAUGCAUUCAGAAAUUUCUCAGUCACAGCUCAGUCUCCACUUCUGUGGUGUGAUGCGAGAGGUGUUUAGACUGGUGUAUCACAUAAGGAGACGACUCGUCACGCUGAAGACUCAGGAGACAACAGUUAAAAUACCAGCAAUAGCAACUGAAAUUAUAUCAUCACCAGAAGUUCACGAGCGAUCGCAAGAUGGAUCAGAGUCUGCGCAGGAUGAAGAACGUGCUCGCGUGGAAUUGGUUGAGCAGAUGCUGUCUCUGAGAGUGUCUCUAAACCAUGAACCAGGGUCAACAGAAGACCAGGAGGAAGUGCGUGAGCUGAGGGAACGUCUGAUGGCCAUGAGAACUCAGGGACCUUUUGAAGACCAAGAUGCAGAUGAAGGUGGUCAGGAUCCCGUGGAAGAGGGUGUGAGUUACGAGGCUGCUAAUAUACACAUCAUUACCCAGUGUCUUGUUCUGAUGAUGUGUGUGCAACCUGCAAAACUCUUCAACCAACCACCAAUGGAAUUAUCCAUCCAGGAAGUGAUUGGGAUUGUGUUAGGACGUUGCGUCGAAGUGCUGAGGUUCGUUGGAGCCGAGGACCACCAGCUGUCCCACAUUAAAACCACCCACACCCUUCCUCCAGGACCAGAGGUGCUGCUGGCAUCUAUGACCAUCCAGCAGGCCAGAGCAGAGUCUCGCCUCAAAGCCUUGGAACUGAUGUUGAGUCUGUUGACACCGGCCCAGGAUGGAGAGAAGAGUGAGGAGGACGGCAGACAGAGUGCCUCUCUGGAAAAGACGUGUGGAUCUCUCUUGCCUUCU
Messenger RNA from Penaeus monodon (black tiger shrimp), 2868 nucleotides. Its product is annotated as probable E3 ubiquitin-protein ligase HERC1. Lineage: Eukaryota; Metazoa; Arthropoda; Malacostraca; Decapoda; Penaeidae. The record is from RefSeq and is a predicted model, not a curated record.